CCGCCCGCCCGCCGCUCCCGCUUCCGUCGCUGCGCCCGGCCGCGCUUUCGGUUUCACUUCUUCCGACUGUGGGCAGGGUGUUUCCCCAUGGUUUUCGUGUGCUGAGAAGCUAGUGCAGAGGUGGGAUGCUUCCAGACACAAAAGGAUAAAGCCCGCAGAGCUAAAACACCUAAAGAUGGUUCCAGAUUUCUUGCAGUGAAAAAAACAGGAAAAGGCAGUCCAUUGGGCCACGCUGGAAGUCAGCUAAAGAACCUGUUCUGUGACUGCGCAGUACAUUUUUCCGCCUUUCAAAUUUAAAGAUUGAAUGAUGCAAAACGCUAUUCUUUGGUGGAGCAGCUUAUAUGUCAGACUGAUGUUUGUCUUCUGGCCGUGUGCAUCAGCUGGAAAUCAAUGUCAUAUCCAAAAUGAAAUGGCUGACUGCAGUCACCUAAAGCUGACUCAAAUUCCCUCUGAUCUUCCAAAAAAUAUAACGAGUUUGGACAUUUCUCAUAAUCAGCUAAGACAGCUAGAUCCUGCAAAUCUGACCAAGUACAGCCAGCUGGUUUACUUGAAUGCAGGCUACAACAUCAUCUCUAAACUGCAACCAGAAUUGUGCCAAAAUGUGCCUCUGUUGCAGAUUCUGAAGUUAGAACAUAAUGAAUUGUGCAAGCUCCCUGACAGAGUCUUUGCUUCCUGCACCAACCUGACCGAGCUCAAUCUGGGAUACAACAGACUAAAUAUAAAAAAUGAUCCUUUCAAAACCUUGAAGAACUUGAAUAUUUUGGACCUAUCUCAUAAUUCUUUAAAGUCAGCCAAUUUAGGAUUGGAGCAACAGUUGGAGAAACUCCAUGAGCUCAUGUUGGGUGGCAACCAAAUCACUGAGUUGAAAAAAGAAGACUUCAGUUUUCUUCGUAACACCUCAUUGAAUAGCCUAGAUUUGUCAUCAAAUCCACUAAAAGAGUUUCAUACGGGAUGUUUCCAUACAAUUGGAAAUUUGUUUGGCCUCGUACUGAACAAAGUUGAACUUGGUGAAAAUCGCACAAAGAAACUUUGUACAGAAUUAUCAAACACAGAGAUUCGAAACCUCUCACUGAGCCGUGUGAAACUUUCCUACAUUGGCAAGUCAACUUUCCAGGGACUGCAAGGAACAAAUCUUACAAUUUUAAACCUUUCCCAAAAUUCUCUCUCACUCAUAGAAAAUGACUCAUUUCAGUGGCUUUCAAGUUUACAAUACUUAAACCUGAAGAUUAAUAAUAUUCAUGUAUCUUCACGUUUAUUUUAUGGAUUAUCCAGCCUUAAACAUUUGAAUCUCAUAAACUCACUUAGUGGGAAAAUUGAGGAUUUUUCUUUUCAUUGGCUGUACCACCUGGAGUACCUUAUAAUGGAUAAUAACAAUUUUCCAGGAAUUACUGCUAAUAUGUUCACAGGUCUGAACAACCUGAAAUAUCUGAGUCUCUGCAACUGCAACAUAAACUUACAAAGAAUAACUAAUAAAACAUUUUCAUCACUUACUAAUUCUAGCUUACAGGUUCUCAACCUCACAAAAACCAGAAUCUCUACAAUAGAAAGUGAGGCAUUUUCUUCCCUGGGACACCUGAAAAUUCUUGAUCUUGGUCUCAAUGAAAUUAGUCAACAGCUUACAGGUCAUGAGUUUAAAGGUCUCAAUAAUAUACAAGAUAUUUAUCUUUCCUAUAAUAAAAACUUGACUUUGCAAAGUGAAUCGUUCAUUUUUGUCCCAAGCCUUAGAAAACUGAUGCUGAGGAAGGUAGGCUGCAGUAAUCUGGAACUUUCUCCUUCACCUUUUCAUCAUCUACGAAACCUGACUGUCCUGGACAUCAGCAAUAACAACAUAGCAAACAUAAAAGAAGAUUUGUUUGAUGGACUUGACAAACUUGACAUCCUGGAUUUGCAGCACAAUAAUUUAGCCCGGCUUUGGAAACAUGCAAAUCCGGGUGGCCCUGUUCUUUUUUUAAAAGGUCUUCCCAAUUUGCGAAUUCUUAAUUUAAAAUCAAAUGGGCUUGAUGAAAUUCCAGUUCAGGUUUUCAAGGGUCUGUUUCAAUUAAAACACUUGGAUUUAGGAUCAAAUAAUUUGAAUUUGCUUCCAGCAACUCUGUUUGAUGACCAAGCCUCUCUGAAUUCAUUGAACCUUCAGAAAAAUCUGAUAACCUCAGUUGAAGAAAAAGUAUUUGGCCCACCUUUCAGGAGCUUGAGAAAACUUGAGAUGGAUUCCAAUCCCUUUGAUUGUACCUGUGAAAGCAUUGCUUGGUUUGCUGAUUGGCUUAAUGAGACCCAAGCAGAUAUACCUGGAUUGAGGUCCCAGUACAUUUGCAACACCCCACCUAAAUAUCAUGGUAGUCUGGUUUUGUAUUUUGAUAGUUCAGCCUGCAAAGACAGUGCUCCAUUUAAACUUCUUUUUGUGAUCUCUACCACUAUUGUAAUGGUGUUCAUUUUUGUUGUCCUUACCAUCCAUUUUGAAGGGUGGAGAAUAGCUUUCUACUGGAAUGUUUUAGUCAAUCGAAUUCUUGGUUUUAAAGAAUUUGAGAGACAUCAGGAACAGUAUGAUUAUGAUGCCUAUGUUAUUCAUGCAAGAGAGGACAAGAAUUGGGUGUCUAAAAAUUUCAUGUCUCUAGAAAAAAAUAACCACUUUGAAAUUAAGUUUUGUUUAGAAGAACGGGAUUUUGAAGCAGGUGUAUCUGAAUUUGAAGCCACAAUUAACAGCAUUAAAACGAGCAGGAAGAUUAUUUUUGUUGUGACUGAACACCUUUUACAGGAUCCCUGGUGUAAAAAUUUCAAGGUGUAUCAUGCUCUUCAGCAAGCUGUUGAACAAAGUCGGGACUCCAUCAUACUGAUCUUUCUUGAAGAUAUCCAAGAUUACAAGUUAUAUCAUGCACUUCACCUGAGAAGAGGAAUGUUCAGAUCUCGCUGCAUCUUGAACUGGCCAGCCCAGAAGGAAAGAAUCAGUGCAUUUCAUCAGCACUUAGUGAUGGCACUUAAAUGUCAAAGUAAAGUGCACUGAUUUUUGAACUAUAGAUUUGAAUUAUGGGGUCAUUUUAUUGUAUAUUUUCUACCACUGGAAAACUAGCAAGCCUUUCAUGAAGGUCUGAAAAAGUUUGUCACCCUGUAAAUAUAUGUAAGAGUCAAUAUAAUUUAAAUUUAUUUGUUUGUAUUAGUAUUUUUGCUCAUAUUUUAAUUCAACUGCACUGAAGUGAUGUUAAAAGGGAUCAUGGUGGAUAGUCAUUUCAAUCAGUGUAUUUAAGAUGUGGUAGAAAUUUUGAAAAGCAGUGAGAAUCACUGAUCUAUGAAAUGAUAUAGGGUAGAAAAGACAGACUCUCUAAGGGGAUAUACAAAAGAAAAUACUUUAAUGAUAAAACAGGAUAUUAUUUGUAGAAGGUAGAGUGGACACUACUUCUUGCUUUUGAAACAUGGGGAUUCAGUGCCUCCAGCUGGAAAGCUUUCCUUGUGAAACACAGUAAGUAACACAGAAAAUUAAUUCAAAACAAGAAUUUGCAGUUCAAAAGUGAGUUUCAAAGUGAGCAGUUUCGAAGUGAGUUUUAAAACCUUUGUUAUUAUGCCUUCUGGUGGGGCUAAUACUGGUUGCUAUCAAAAAGUGACUUUCAGGCUGAUGAGUCAAUUGAUUUAAUAAAUUUGGUAUCAGGAAAAAAUUUUGCUCUUCUCUGGUGAAAUUCAGAAAGCUGUCAGGACAUUAACACUGAGACAUGUCACCUUGAUUCUUAGAAUGCACACAAAACUGUAUGUGGGCCUGGACACAGAACUUGAAAUCAAUGUGAAGCAUGGAUAAGGCACAGCUACUGCACCUAUAUAAAAUAAAUAAAGGCACAGAUAUUUUUAUAAUAUAAUUUUUAUAAUAUUUAAUAAUAUAACAAAGACAACUUUGUGGAGAAAUUGGUGCUACUGCAAUUUCAUUACAAAAAAAUGUUACUGGUAAAGCAACAACAGCAAAAACAAAGAAAUAGUUUUAAAUAAUAUCAGAAACAUUAUUGCGACCACAAGUUAGAGGUGGAGUGGGAAAAAAAUUUCAAAACUAGAUUAAUUUUAAUUUUUUUUGUUUCCUUUUAUUCCUUUUAGCCUUUGAUAGCUAAAAAGAAAACUGUAAAAAAAAAAAAAACAGACAGAAUUCUGUAGUUUAUUUCUUGCAUAUUAAGCUAGUUUGAUUUUUUCCUGAAUAUAUUUUACAGGAAUGUGGGCUAGAUGGCAAUUGCCAGGGCAUUAAGGUUCAAACGUAUGGGCUAGCAGCUUGAUCUGGAGAGACCUGAGGCUGAGCAAAAUGGGCUUUGCAAGAGUGUUUAUAAUGUUUAACACUGGCUAAAAUUUUAUGGUGAAUCUGAGCACAAGUGAUUGUAAAUUAGACACAAGACAGUCAUUUGUAUAUUUUUGUUAAUAUUUAAUUGCUGCUGCAAGGACCUUUAAAAACUGUCAGCUUUUAGUAAGUCUGUGAUCCUUCAAUAGCUCAGGAAUAUUUUUAAAUGUCUUUUUCCCCCUAGCAUUUCCCUCAUCGACUUCAAUACCACUAUUGCUACAAGAAUGCUAUUUUACUGCUUUAGAGAACAGUUCUAUACUUCACAUUUUAAACAGCUUUUCUCAUUUGCUAUAUGUGUAGAUGAAAAAUUGGGUUUUAAUAGGUUUUCUAUGUCCCAUGAUGAUAAAAACUGAAACAAAACAAAUAAUUAGUGAAAUAGGAUUUUUCAUGCACUGGAAUAGUGAAGGGGGUGUGCUCGGGAAGUUCGACUGAAAACAAAACAGGCUUUGUUUACAGCUGAAGUGAUAGAUGAUGAUUCCUUAAUUACAGUAAUAGGAUUAUCUCCAUUGUGAUUCUUUCAUCUCAUCUUUCUGACCUUUUCAGGCGAAGUGACAAAUUCUUUCUUCAUGCUUAGGCCAUGAAAGUUGAGGAGGCAAGUUGGUAAUUAUGGUGUGCCAGGUAUGCACCAUGUCAAUUGUUUGUUCUAUUAUUUAAAGACUAAUGUGUGACAGGGUUCCUUUCCUAAAUCUGCGAUGACACAUACCAGCAGAAUUUCUCUUUCCACAUCAAUAUAAAUUGUUUAGAAAAUGCUAGUAGUUCACAUUGAUAUUAUUGGUAUUCACAUGGAUAUUAAAAAUGACAUAAAGAUGAAGAGAGCACAUGGAGAAAUUCUGCAGUGAAAUGUGAUACAAGAGGUCAGACUAGAUUAUUUAAUGGUCUUUUCUGACCCUUAGAGCCUGACAAAUGGCAGGAUGUCUAAAUUCUUAAAGUUGUUUCUAUUUACGACAAAAGCCCCCAAAAUUGGUUUCAGAACAGUGAGAAAAAUCUUAUAAAUGCUUAGUUUUGUAAUACAGCUAGGAAUACAAACAAGAAGUAUGUGAUGAUGAAUGAAAAAUCCCUUUAAAUUAUAAAAAAAUACGAUUAAUACAUUCUAAACCUCUUAGUUCCUAGAUUCAGUUUAAAAUAAUUACCACAGUAAAAGACAUUAUAAAGGUUCCCAGUGUAUAAAAUAAAAAAAAAGGUUCAUAAUGUAUAAAAAAAAGGCACAGAAGUAAAAAUCACAGGGCCAGUUGUAAUCAUCAGUUACACCAGACCUAAAAUUUCCCUGUUUUUCUGCAAGUUACUUACUUCUGGUCUGCUCCUGUAGAUUUGUUUGACAAUUUUAUUGAGAAUAAAUAAAUGGUUUACCAUG
Taeniopygia guttata (zebra finch) is the source of this 5648-nucleotide messenger RNA. RefSeq names its product toll like receptor 3 (gene TLR3). The record is from RefSeq and is a predicted model, not a curated record. Gene Ontology annotation, molecular function: protein binding; signaling receptor activity. Lineage: Eukaryota; Metazoa; Chordata; Aves; Passeriformes; Estrildidae. Gene Ontology annotation, cellular component: plasma membrane. Gene Ontology annotation, biological process: inflammatory response; toll-like receptor signaling pathway.